Penaeus monodon (black tiger shrimp) is the source of this 1552-nucleotide messenger RNA. RefSeq lists its product as uncharacterized. NCBI's taxonomy places the organism in Eukaryota, Metazoa, Arthropoda, Malacostraca, Decapoda, Penaeidae. The record is from RefSeq and is a predicted model, not a curated record. The transcript is spliced from 2 exons. Bases 168 to 1496 code for a protein of 442 amino acids.
CCCCACGUGGGGGAAUAUUUUCAUUCAGUUUCUCGCUGGUGUUCAUCGAGGUGAAUCAUACUGUUUGUUACUUCUGUGAUAAAUGAAUGUGUAGUGUGUGUUAUCCAGACAAGAAAUUAAUAUUUACUAGCAUUUUCGUCGUAAUGCUAAUUAAGGACCCUGUAUAAAUGAACGGCACAUCAUUGGUCACAGAGAUGGGUUGGAAUUCUCAAGAACAAACACUCUUCUACCAGCCGUCUUGGAGGGUCGUGGAUAACCGAUAUGGCACUGCAGAAGACCGCAGCUGGCAAGACCGUAACACUUCUAGCAAAUUAUGUAUGGAAAAGUGCAUACCCAUUAACAGUAACAUGAAUGGGUUUUGUACCUCUACAAGUAAUCUGGCUGUACAUCGUGCAAAGGUAGACAAGAAACGCCAAGUACCGAAUGAUUCCCAAUCAGUGAAAGACAAUGGACACUGCAUACUAGGGAAUGUACGCAAGACCAAAGUCUCGUCAAGUGAAGGAGGGGAUAGUCUAGAUUCAAAGUUUAAAAUCACGAAGAUAUUCCUGAGGUGCUACACAUGUCAUAAGGAGUGUGUUGACAACCACUUUACAGAACACCUCUUCUUUGGAGAAGUGACAUGUACAAUAUGUGAAUUGAGAGUUACUUCAUGUGAACGUUUUCGAGAAGAAACCUUGAGUAGUACCUGUUGUCACAAAUUUAAGUUUAUCAGACCCUUCAAGUAUCUAUACAACAGAAUAUCAUAUAGCCUAAGUGGUAGGAACUGUGAUAAAAUCCACACUACUAGGGUUGAACUUAGGCUUUCGUUAUACUUGUGUAAACUGAAGUCACUCAGAGGAAAGGAUCCUUGGAUGUUGGCCAUUUCACAGUGCAAAAAAGGCUUGGACAAACUUCGAUUUCAGAAAUUCCAUAUGGCUAAUUCAAGCAAGAGAGGAGGUACAAAUAUUAGUUCAGCGCUUUCUAGUAAUGAACAGGCACCGCUCACGUGUAAAGGUGUUAUAUCUAAGAAACCGAAAGACUGUUCACUUACAUCAGAAUCCUACAAAAUUAGCAAUGCAUCCAAAUGUCCUACAGCUGAGAGCUCAACACACUCCUGCUUCACGGAAAGUAGCAAGCCAUUGUUAUCCCACUCACCCCGAUCAUCUCAUACGGUGGAGAUGGAAGAGUCUGUGCCAUCGUCGGAACAAAAGGCAGGGGUGAGUUUGGAACCCAAGGAACCUGAACUAAUCAUAACUGGGUUCCUGGAUACCCCCAAAGACGGCUAUUACUAUGUGAGUCGCUGUGCCAUUGAGGAGUGUCCCAUGUGUUAUGAAGAGCUGUGCCCCUCGAGGUUCACCGUCAAUGUCCAGACCUUCCUCUUAACGACGAUAUGUAUUGGCUGUGGUCUCACCAUCUAUGUGAUAUUUGAUCCCCCCGAUGGCUCGGUACCGAAGGUGGCCAUAGUGACGGAAAAACCUAAUGUGAAAUCCAAGAGCAGAAGAAAGAAAAAGAAUUGAGAAAUUGGUAAUGAAAAACUUGUAUACUUAUAUAAAGAAUAAAAAAAAUCCCUGAA